Messenger RNA from Clonostachys rhizophaga, 663 nucleotides. The record is from the annotation of a GenBank genome assembly. Lineage: Eukaryota; Fungi; Ascomycota; Sordariomycetes; Hypocreales; Bionectriaceae.
AUGUCUUCCGACGACGGCAAGCAGUUCGCCAUCGUCCUCACAACGUCCCUGGUGACAUUCGCCACGGGCUUCCUCUUCGGUGUCUGGACCAUCCAGGGCUACCUCAUCCCUCCCAGCUUCGCCGCCGAGCGCCGCGCCUACCACAACGACCCAGUCGAAAGCGAAGAGAGCGACGUCGACGAGGCCGACACCAUCCUCGACCACGCACCCAACUGGGCCAAUGGCCUCAACGCAGACCGCAAGCAGGGCCUGAGCACCGCCCCCUCCGGAGAGAAAUCGAUAUACGACUCCAAGGAGGAGUGCAAGCUCGUCCUGGUCGUGCGAACAGAUCUCGGGAUGACCAAAGGUAAAAUCGCCGCGCAGUGCUCCCACGCCACCCUCGCCUGCUACAAGAACCUGGUCGGCGCCCCCGCCGACUCACCCAAGCGCAAGGCCCUCGCCCGCUGGGAGCGGUACGGCCAGACCAAGAUCGCCGUGCAGAUCAAGUCGCAGGACGACCUCCUCGAGCUGCGUCGCACGGCGCGGAACAUGGGCGUCACCGCCGAGGUGAUCCAGGACGCGGGGCGGACGCAGAUCGAGGCCGGGAGCAUGACCGUGCUUGGUGUCGGGCCGGCGCCCAGGAGCGUUGUCGACAAGAUUACGGGGCAUCUUAAACUGCUAUAG